GGCCGGGCAGGGAGAGCGGAAUUCCGGCCUUGCCCAACAGGAUAACGCGGGGGCUCCGGGGGGAUUAGGGACUUGCCUGAGUUGGAUUUACUUGCGAUUGUGUCUGGGGAGGAUCUAGAGCGACAUGGAACCUCCCGCCCCAAAGAGAAGGUGCCCGGGCCUGAGCCCCCGAUACCGAGCCGACUCCCUCCUGGAUGUGAGCGCCAAGAAGGUGGCCGAGUGCUGGGCCUUCGAGCAGGUGGAGGAGCGAUUUUCAAGGGUUCCAGAGCCUGUGCAGAAGCGAAUCAUAUUCUGGAGUUUCCCACGUAGUGAAAAGGAGAUCUGUAUGUAUUCGACUCUGGGUUAUCACCCUCCCGAGGGAGAGAGGGACUCCCGGGUACCCUUCAACCGAGGGCUGCAGUUGAUGCAAUCUGGAGCUGUACAACGGGUCCUACAAGUGGGGUUCCACCUCAGCGGAUCCGUCACAGAAUCUGGAGACCCGGAGCGGACCUACCAAGUGUCCAUCAGCUUCGACCGUUGUAAAAUCACCUCCGUCAGCUGCGGCUGCGAGAAUCGGGACAUCUUCUACUGCGCCCACGUCGUGGCCCUGUCCUUGCACCGGAUCCGGAGGGCGCGGGGGGUGGAGCUGCGGCUCCCGAUCUCGGAGACCCUGUCCCAGAUGAACCGAGACCAACUGCAGAAGUUUGUCCAAUACCUGAUCAGCGAACAUCACACGGAGGUGCUCCCCACCGCGCAGAGACUGGCCGACGAGAUCUUACAGCUGGGCUCUGAGAUAAACCGGGUGCACGGGGCCCCAGAUCCAACUGCCGGCGCCGGACGAGAGGAUGAGAACUGCUGGCACCUUGAUGAGGAGCAGAUUCAGGAACAGGUGAAGCUGCUGCUGGCUAAUGGCGGUUACUAUGGGGCAAGCAAACAGUUACAGUCGAUGUUCAGCAAGGUGAGGGAGAUGCUGCGUAUGAGGGAUUCUAAUGGGGCCCGAAUGCUGAUCCUGAUGACGGAGCAGUUCCUGGAAGAUCCGCGAUUGGCUCUGUGGCAGCAGCAGGGGGCGGGAAUGACGGACAAGUGCCGGCAGUUAUGGGAUGAACUCGGUGCCUUGUGGGUUUGUGUGGUGCUGAGCCCUCACUGUCGCGCAGAAGAAAGAGAAUCCUGGCUCGAGCUUCUUCGCAGGUGGAACGCCUUGGAUAUCUGCCCUUUGGAGGAGGGCAACUAUAGCUUGGAUGGACCCGGGGCACAGACUCAACCGCAGGGCUACAAUUCCAAUCAAGCUCCUGUUCCACGUCAGACUGUAUUCGCACGGGCCUUGAAAGCCGGGGAGCUUCACUGGACAGACCCGCACCUUCAGCGAGUGCUGAGUGGCGAGACAGGUGCCCCCAGCAGUGGAGUAAAGAGCAGCGCAGAUAUGCUCUCCUAUGACCCCCAAGGCCGCCCCCUGUGGUUGGGAGAUCAUUUCCCGGUGGCUUGUGCCCGUGUGGAUGCCCUGCGGUCUCAUGGUUACCCACAACAAGCGCUCAGACUGGCUGUCUGUAUUGUCAACACCAUGAGGCUGCAGCGCCAGCACCAGCUUGAGAGUGUGAAGCAGCAAAGGAAAGAACUGCAGCUGAAGGGAAGCACGUCUCUAACUAACCUGGAAGGCUGGGUGGGGCACCCGUUGGACCCCAUUGGAUGUCUCUGCCGGACGUUCCUGGAAGCCAGUCUGCCUGAGGAUGAGGGACUGUCUCUUUACCCAGAUAUUGGUGGAGAGCAGAGGAAAGUGAUGUAUCAGCAAGUGCCCUUACCUGGUGCCACCGCCAACGGAGAGUCCUACUUGUGUCUGGCACUGGAAGUGGCUCUUAUGGGCCUGGGGCAGCAACGGGCGAUGCCCGAGGGUCUGUAUGCCCAGGACAAGCUGGUGAGGAGCGAGGAGCAGAUUAUUGGCCUCUUGGGCACGUUGGACAUGGCAGAGAGACUGAUCCAAGUGCUGAGGAAACAGUCCAUUCUUCUCCUGGAAGGUGGUCCCUACAGCGGCUUCGGGGAGGUGAUCUACCGCGAGAGCGUUCCCAUGCACACCUUUGCCCGCUUCCUUUUCACCACUCUCCUCCCACAUGACGCAGACUUGGCCUAUCGGAUAGCACUGAGAGCCAUGAGGCUCCCUGUCCUGGAGUCUAUCCUCCCACCCCAUGGCUCCGAUAUUCUGCCUCUGGACUCCAUGUUAACCAGUCGCUUCCCUCGCUGGUUCAUCCUGGGACAUCUGGAGACUCGCCAGUGUGAGCUUGCGUCUGCCAUGCUGACCACCGCCAAGGGGGACCCCAAGUGGCUUCACACCGUCCUGGCCUCCAUCCAGCAGCACAUUCACUCCCCGGCGCUGCUUUUCAAGUUGGCCCAAGACGCCUGCAAGACUGCGACCCCCCCAAACGCGUCUCCGGACACCACCCUCCUAAAUAUCUCUCUGGAGCUGGGACUGCAGGUGAUGAGGAUGACUCUGACCACCCUGACGUGGCGUCGCCGGGAGAUGGUGCGAUGGUUGGUGUCUUGUGCUACGGAGAUUGGUGCCCAGGCUCUGAUCAGCAUCAUGCAGAACUGGUACGCCCUCUUCACCCCCAUCGAGGCUACGACCAUCGUUGCUGUCACCUGCACAUCCCCCGCCACUCUCUUGCGCUUCAGUCCGGACCCCCGGCAACGUGAGGAGCUGUGCUCGUGCGCCCGGGCCCUGGCUUUGCAGUGCGCCAUGAAGGACCCCCAGAGCUGUGCCCUACCUGCCCUCACCCUCUGUGAGAAAGACCACACCUCUUUUGAGGCGGCUUAUCAGAUCGUAUUGGACAGUGCCAGCUCGGGCCCCGGAGCCCACUCUCACCUCUUUACUGUGGCGCGAUACAUGGAGCACCGAGGCCUCCCACUGCGGGCAUUUACUCUUGCCACCCUGGCUCUGUCCAACCUCCGCAUCGGAUUUAGCCAAGACACUCACCCGGCCGUCAGUGAUGUUCUGUGGGCGUGCUCCUUAGCGCACUCUUUGGGCAAGGCGGAGUUAAGCUCUGUGGUACCUCUAGUCAUCAAAAGUGUGCAGUGUGCCCCUGUUCUCUCUGACAUCAUACGCCGCUGUAGCCUGGCACCCCCUGGACUGGCACAGGCCUUGUCCUCUUCUAGUGGAGGCCGAGGAAGGGGCUCAGGGGGGCGGGCGGAUAAGCCUCCUCUCUGUCAGCUGCUGGAGGCGGCAGUCGGGGCUUAUAUCAGCACCACGCACUCUCGCCUCACCCACAUUAGCCCGCGGCACUACGGCGAGUUCAUAGAGUUCCUGGCCAAAGCCCGCGACACCUUCCUGCUGGCACCCGAUGGCCACCGCCAGUUCUCUCAGUUCUUGGACAACUUGAAGCAGACGUACAAAGGGAAGAAGAAGCUGAUGCUGUUGGUGCGGGAGCGGUUUGGCUGAUGCCAACAGAGGAACGAAGGAUUGGGAAGCCUGAGAGAGGGGGAGAGCGAGAACUCGUCCCCCUUUUAUAAACAAGAUUCUCUUCCAGAGGGGCCUCAAAGUCGGUUGUCCCCCGGAAAAUUUAAUGGACUUCCAGUUGGUGGCGGGAGCCGUGAUGGUUCCCACUGAAGAUUCCCUGCAAGGAGCCUGGCUUUUAAUAACGUAUUUAUUUAUAUUAUUAUGGAUUUUUUUUUUUUAAAUUUCCCCUCCCUCUGCCUUGGGCAGACCCUCCUCUUUAUGCGCCUGAUCAGUUGGACGGAAUUGGGGGAACGGCUAUGGGCCCCGCACGGUGCGGACUGCUUAUUUAUUUCUGAAGGAUUAAUCUCGUAAUUAACUUAUUCUUUUGUAUUCUUUCUAAUGUGAUUUGAUUUCACUUGGCGCCGACCGCAAUCAUUCCCAAAUGCUGCCCCGUCCUCGGGAUACAAGAUGGCGACUGCAUGGCGUUUCCAACAGAUGCGGAUCCCCAAGCAGUAUUACGAGCGGCCGUCAUGUGACCAAGAACUGGGGGUGUGGGCUCGCGAGUCUUCGCCCCCGGCCUGACCAACCGCGCCAGUGGCUGGAUCGCUGUGUAUAAAUAUUGUAUAUUAAUAUAUACUUAAUAUAUAAAUGUAUAUUACGAAAAAGGAAACAAAAAAAUAGUAAAAAAAAGCAAAAACUCUAUGGAAGAAAAGCGACGGGGGCUGCUGCAGUGGUGGUCUCUGCAUUCAAUGAAGUGUUCCAGAUAAGGUGGGGGUCAAAUUCAGCUUUAUACCUCACCCCCCCCAUAAGUGUAUCAUGUUCCAAUGUCUACACUGGAAAUAUAACUCAGGAAGAUGCCGCUUUCAGUGUCACGUUGUCUCCCCCCCCCCGACUAAUUCUACAUGUGCCCCCCAUUUAUUUCCUCUCACAUCUUACCCCCCCAAACCCACUGACCCCUCUUGUCUUUCCAUUGUUUAAAUGAAGGUUUUUGAAAUCCCAUUUAUGAUCUGAAUGUCUCUCACUAGAAAAUACCAUUCUCUGUUCUGUGGGGGGAGGAAUCGGAUAUGUAUAGAGAUAUAUACAGAAUGACUGAGCUCAUCUGUUUUUAUUUAUUGAUCCAUCUGUCACAGUUGUUUCUUAAUGGAGAUAAAACAAACAACAUUUUAAUGAGAA
Xenopus laevis (African clawed frog) is the source of this 4573-nucleotide messenger RNA. It is a transcript of the gene zswim4.S, whose product is annotated as zinc finger SWIM-type containing 4 S homeolog. Lineage: Eukaryota; Metazoa; Chordata; Amphibia; Anura; Pipidae. Gene Ontology annotation, molecular function: zinc ion binding. Gene Ontology annotation, cellular component: Cul2-RING ubiquitin ligase complex. The record is from RefSeq and is marked provisional.